Chanos chanos (milkfish) is the source of this 783-nucleotide messenger RNA. RefSeq names its product granzyme B-like. Lineage: Eukaryota; Metazoa; Chordata; Actinopteri; Gonorynchiformes; Chanidae. Bases 1 to 783 code for a protein of 260 amino acids. The record is from RefSeq and is a predicted model, not a curated record. Gene Ontology annotation, biological process: proteolysis. Gene Ontology annotation, molecular function: serine-type endopeptidase activity. The transcript is spliced from 5 exons.
AUGUUCGUUUGUGCGUCUAUUCUUCUUCCUCUCCUCUCUCUGUCAGGAGCGACAGAGAGUGGUAUUGUAGGGGGUGAGGAAGCAAAGCCUCAUUCCAGACCAUACAUGGUGUCUGUACAGUCAGGGGGACAACACAGAUGUGGUGGGAUGCUGAUCAGAGAGGAUUUUGUGAUGACUGCAGCCCAUUGUUUGGGGCGUGGACAGUCUACUGGUUUUGACCAGAAACGUCUGGAGGUUUUACUGGGAGCACACAAUAUCAGCAAAUCUGAAAAAAGCCAGCAGCGAAUUCAGGUGAAGAAGCACUAUAUACAUCCUCAAUUUAGGAAGAAAGAUCCCCAAGAUCCAAACUAUGACGUCAUGCUUCUGAAGCUGAAGACAAAAGCAAAACUGAAUAAAUUUGUGAAAGUCCUGGCCCUUCCUAAGAAAAAUGGGAAAAUUCCUGCCAAUGUGAAAUGCUCCAUAGCCGGGUGGGGCAUGAGAAGGCCACAGGGAACAGCAUCAGACGUCCUGUAUGAGGUCACCCUCAAAAUGCAGUUUGACUUUGAAUGCAGAAAUAAAUGGCAAAAGUACUUUGAUGACAUUCACAUGAUCUGCAGUGUCUCCAAUGGGAAAAGGGCUUUCUGUCAGGGUGACUCUGGAAGUCCUCUGAUCUGUAAUAAGGGUCCAGUGGGCAUAGCGGCUUAUACUCCUAAAAAGUGCGAUGACCCCAAGUUCCCAGAGGUUUAUAUGAAGAUUUCUGCUUUCCUGCCCUGGAUCAAAAAAACAAUAGGCAAGAAGAUCUGA